UUGGAUUCAACCACCUCGGUAGCAAACAUAAAACCGAAACAUUGAAGCGAUUUAGACCAAUCUUGUCUAUAUUAAUCUGUAUUUUUAACAUUCUGUUUACGUAUUUACUAGUUAACAAACGUAAUUUGCUUGUUAUAUGACAUUUGUUAAUUUGUUAAAUUGAUACUGAGUCUAUCACUAUUCUAGUCGCUAACUAGCUAACAUCCCCGACCAUGAGCUCACUAAACUACUCAUCCCCUGCUAAAGAAGAGGUCUGCUGGACGGAGAAAGAAGCUCUGGGGCUGAACAUUAUCGUAAAAGAAGAAGAAGAGGAUAUUCCAGUGGAUGGAGAGGAAGAACCUUUUGGAGUGAAAGUGGAAGAGGGGGAGGUAGAACCGUUUAGAAUUAUAAAGGAGGAAGAUGAGGCUAUCGCAUCGAAAGAAAAGGAGGAUGAUCUGGUGAAAGAGGAGGAAGAACCUUUUGGAGUGGAAGAGGAGGCUAUCGCAAUAAAAGAGGAAGAUGUUUUGGGAGUGAAAGAGGAGGAGGCUGAAGAUGAGGAGGCUGAAGAUGAGGAGACUGACGAUGAGGAGACUGAAGAUCUGAAUAACACCAGAGAGAGGCCAGACACAGAGGAACCAGAGCCAGAGACGUCCAAACAAGCAAGACCACACCACUGCUCCCUCUGUGGAAAGAGUUUUAGCCAGUUAAUGAAUCUGAAAAGACAUGAGAGAACACACAUAGGAGAUAAGCCUCAUCACUGCUCCCAUUGUGGAAAGAGUUUUACCCGAUUAGAACACCAGAAAAAACACGAGAGAACACACACAGGAGAGAAACCUUUCCAAUGCUCCCAGUGUGGAAAUAAUUUUACCCGGUUAGGGAGCUUGAAUGAGCAUAAGAGAAUUCACACAGGAGAGAAACCUUUCCACUGUUCCCUGUGUGGAAAGAAUUUUACCUGGUUAGCGAGCCUGAAUGAACAUAAGAAAAUUCACACAGGAGAGAAACCUUUCCACUGCUCCCAGUGUGGAAAGAAUUUUGCCCGGUUAUGGAACCUAAAGGAGCAUGAAAGAAUACACACCGGAGAGAAGAUAUACAAAUGUUCUCAAUGUGGAAAGAGUUUUACCUGGUUAGGUGAUCUGAAAAGACAUAACAGGACACACACAGGAGAGAAGCCUUAGCAAUGCUCCCACUGUGGAAAGAGAUUCACCCGGGUUGGGAGCAUGAAAAUACAUUCGGGAGCGAAACCUCAUCAAUGCUCUCUAUUUGGAAAGAGAUUUACCUGGUUAAGGCGACUGAAAGAACAUGAACAAAUCCACACCUGAUAGAAUGUUAUCAAUGCUCCCAAUGUGGAAGGAUAUUUACACAGUUAGGGAAAGACCAUGAGGGAACACACAGACAAGAAGCCUUACCACGCACCCCAGGUGGAGAGAGAUUUACCCAGUUAGGGAAAGACCAUGAGGGAACACACAGACAAAAAAGCCUUACCACUGCUCCCAGUGUGGAAGGAUAUUUACACAGUUAGGGCAAGACCAUGAGGGAACACACAGACAAAAAAGCCUUACCACUGCACCCAGGGUGGAGAGCGAUAUCAAAUCACACGGACCUAAAGUUCACAAGAGCACACACACUGCUCUGACAUUUGUCUUCUAUAUUUUAAAUGUUUUUUUAUGCCACAUUAACUCAAUUAUACAGAAUGUAAUAAAGACAUAGUUAUGUUUUUUUUAAACAUGAAUUGAAUAUAUAGUAUGUCUGUUUUAAAUGUAGAAUACGUCAGUUUCAUCUGCAUGUAAUGGAGGAGUAUUAAUACCUGGGUGUUGUACUUGACCAGGCUUACAGUGGGCAGAAAUGCACAGAUAAAGAUAGCAGAGGCUCUACAGUUUUUUGAUUAUCCAGAUGCCACAAUAUCACAUAAUCAUAGAGGCUGUCACAGUGGAAGAGGAGGAGACUGUCACAUUAGAAGAAGAGGUGGAUUUUAUAGUGAAAGAAGAGAAAGGACCUUUUGGAGUGAAAGAGGAGACAGGAGAUCUGAUUAACACUAGUGAGUACUGUCUUAAAAACAGGACCACAAACUCUGCCAUUGUUCAACUAAUGUAUGAUUUUUAAGAGGCAUUCUAUUGACGUUUUACACUUGAAUUUGUUAUUCAGGGAUGUGUUCAGUACGAGAUAACAGUGUUCAGCGUUUAAUUAAACAGUGUGAUUGGUGGCCCAGAGAUUGUGUUUUCAAAUGGUCACACCCAUAUUAAAGGAGAAUUGUGCAUUUUUUAAUAUUUUUUUUUACAACCAAAUGUAUAUUUUUGAUGUAAGUGUUAUAGAAGGGUCCAGACACUUGUUCUUGAGAAACUUACCCCAACCAUUGAUUAGGGAUGGACACAGUUAUUUGAAUAUUCUUUACAUCAAAUAACCUUACAUUCUCUGUGACAUUUCUACAUACAAGGAUAGACCACGACAGUUUUAUGACAGUUUUUUUUAGUUUUUAUGAGUGCACCUGUAAAAAAUACAUACCGGUAGCCGACACACUUCAUACGUGUAGCUUCUUGUUGUCAGCCAAUCAAAGCAGCUCUACAGUCAGAGACUCCAUGUGUAUUACAAUUACGGAAUGAAGUUGGCUAAAUGACAAGGAGUCGGCUACAAUCAUCAACCAACAGGUGGGCUGUUGUUUAAUCUGAAUGGAGUUGUUGUAGACAUGGACAGGUAAUGCAGCAAAAUAGCCUCUAUUAGCCUUGCUAGCUAGCUAGCUUCUUUACACCGAUUUGAUGCAGGCAAGACAGACACUACCAGAUGAGAUGAUAGAUAACCUAUGGCGGCAGGUUACCUAGUGGUUAGUGUUGGGCCAGUAACCGAAAGGUUGCUGGAUCGAAUCCCUGAGCUGACAAG
Salvelinus namaycush (lake trout) is the source of this 2850-nucleotide messenger RNA. RefSeq names its product gastrula zinc finger protein XlCGF17.1-like. Gene Ontology annotation, molecular function: DNA-binding transcription factor activity, RNA polymerase II-specific; RNA polymerase II cis-regulatory region sequence-specific DNA binding. The coding region runs from base 213 to 1154 and encodes 313 amino acids. The transcript is spliced from 2 exons. NCBI's taxonomy places the organism in Eukaryota, Metazoa, Chordata, Actinopteri, Salmoniformes, Salmonidae. The record is from RefSeq and is a predicted model, not a curated record. Gene Ontology annotation, biological process: regulation of DNA-templated transcription.